UUAGCUAAACUUGCUGGAAUUUGGUAGCACAGCUAGACGCCUUUUUUUCUCUCUUGUAGUUGCAACAGAGAUAAAAAUUGUCGCUGGCUUUUUUGGAGGCAAAUCUUCUAAUAGGGAAGUUAGCGUUUUGUGGCCUUAAGGCGGCAGCAGAAGCUAACGUUAAAGAAACGUAUCUGUUCCGGUGUUGAGGGAGUGGCUGUCUCAUCCGCCUCAGUGUUUGUCCCUGUGGUCUGGAAGAAGAAACGAGCGCUGUGAAAAGAUGGCAGACUGUGUCUCUAAAAUUGAGCUGACAGUUUCCUGCUCUAACCUGCUGGAUAAAGAUGUUGGAUCAAAGUCCGACCCUCUUUGUGUACUGCUCCAAAAAUUGGGAGAGGACAAAUGGACAGAGCUGGGUCGCACUGAACGCCUGAAGAACACCUCCAGUCCAUCCUUCAGUCAGCGCCUCAGGGUGGAUUAUCACUUUGAGACGGUUCAGAACCUGAAAUUUGGCAUCUACGACAUUGAUAACUCCACCUCUGAUCUCGCCGAUGAUGAUUACCUUGGAGGGGUGGAGCUGACACUGGGACAGAUAGUUUCCAGCAAAACUGUGACCAGACCUCUGCAGCUGAAGAAAGACAAGCCAGCUGGGAAAGGAACCAUCACAGUCGAUGCAGAGGAGAUAAAAGACAACAGAGCCAUUGUGUUGGAGGUGGAAGCUAAAAAACUUGAUAAAAAGGAUACAUUUGGGAAGUCUGAUCCAUUCUUGGAGAUUUUUAAACAAGGAGAUGAUGGGAAAUGGCAGCUGGUUCACCGAACAGAGGUGGUGAAGAACAAUUUGAACCCCAGCUGGAAGACGUUCACCGUUCCACUGCAGACCUUCUGCUCCUGUGACCUCGAAAAGCCUUUGAAGGUGGAUUGUUCAGACCACGAUGGUGACGGCUCUCAUGAUCUGAUUGGUUCUUUCACAACAAAAGCUUCAGAGUUGCUGAAAGCUACUGGUGGCUCACCAGUGGAAUUUGACUGCAUACACCCAGAGAAAAAGAAGAAGAAAAGCUACAAGAAUUCUGGGGUUGUGUCAGUGAAGAGCUGUAAGCUUUUGACUCAGUACACCUUCCUGGACUAUGUGAUGGGCGGCUGCCAGAUCAACUUCACUGUUGGCAUCGACUUCACCGGUUCAAAUGGUGAUCCCCGCUCGCCCAACUCUCUCCACUACAUGAGUCCAGGUGGGCUGAACCAGUACCUGUCUGCUCUGUGGUCUGUGGGUCAGGUGGUCCAGGAUUACGACACGGAUAAACUCUUUCCAGCGUUUGGAUUUGGAGCCAAACUGCCUCCAGACUUUCAGGCGGCCAAUCAUGAGUUCGCCCUCAACUUCAACCCCAGUAACCCCUUUUGUCAAGGAAUUCAGGGGAUUGUGGAGGCUUACCGGACAACUUUGCCUCAAAUCAAACUUUCUGGACCCACAAACUUCUCUCCCAUCAUCAACCACGUUGCUUCUAUCGCCUCCGGUGCCGCUCAGGCUCCCACCACCUUGCAAUACUUUGUUCUCCUGAUCCUCACUGAUGGCGAGAUCACUGACUUGGACCAGACCAGGGAUGCCAUAGUCCGGGCAUCCCGGUUGCCCUUGUCGAUUAUUAUUGUGGGAGUGGGGCCAGCCGAUUUUAAGGCCAUGGAGCUUCUGGAUGGAGACAAUGGCGUUCUCAGGUCCACUGUGGGAGAGGCCAUAUCCAGAGACAUCGUUCAGUUUGUCCCAUUUAGAAAUUUUAAAGAUGCUCCCAUGGCAGCGCUGGCUCAGUCUGUCCUCGCUGAGGUCCCCAACCAGCUGGUUUCUUACUUCAAAAUGAGAGGCCUCGAACCACAGAAACAACAAGCUGCUCCCAAAUCCUAAACGCCGCCGUGGAUCAACCAUCCUUUCAAAAUCCCAAUCACACAUUCCACAAACCUAGACAUAAAACUCCAUUCCCAUCUCAUUCCAGAUCACAAUACCCUUGUAGGAUGCAACACACAAUCAACCAAGCAUCAAGAGUUAGCAUUAAAAGUCAACCAAUCACAAAGCUGUACUUUAAGCUGCAAGCGUAUUACAAUACUUUAUGCUAAAUCCCCUUUAAAGUAGUUUUGUGACUAUAUUCUUUACAUAUUUCUCUCUUUCCACUUAAAAAUAAUAAUAACAAAGAUUAUGAUUUUUGCUUCUUCCAUACUAACUAUGCAUGUUUUGUAUAAUCUGGGAAACCCUGAGCCACCUAGUUUUAUCACACUCUAGUGGACAUUUGUGGAAUUGCAUGAGUAGAUACCUCACCACUCCCAGUAUUUUCAUUCCCAAAUAUUGCCAAGAGCUUUUGCACUUCAGACAGCUCUAUGUGUUUGUUGUCUUUGAUUAGCUUUAUUGAUUAGGUGCCAACACUUUGCACUUUGCAUUUGCCUAAAAUGCUGGAAAACUAGAUCAGGAAUGAAAGAUGCUAUAGCUUUGCACCUGAAGCCUUACUCAAAACUUUAUUGUUGCCUUAUUUUAGAAUGCACGCUGCUUGUAGGACGUUUUUCAGCCGCUAUAGCCUAAUAGUGGCUUGUUGAAGCUGCCAUCUUUGCUCCUUGUGUAGCAUUCUUCACCUUGCUUGUUGCCAGACCAUUCAGAACCUUUCAGCUUGACUUGUCCAGCUGCAGUGUCUCAAGCGUGAUUGUCAUCUCAGUGUGUUUUUUUUAAUUUAAAUGGGGCCAAAACAUAUGGUCAGAUUUGUUACAUAUCUGAAAUACAGUGUAAAAAUUACAACUCACACCAUCACAAAUACAAAGAGGCUUUAAAUGGUUUACAAAUGUUGCUUUUGACUUUUAUUUUUUUCUGAAUGAAUUUCUUUUGUUUUUGUUGGUUUGCACUUUGACAAAGCUUCAAAGUGAUCCAGUGAUUUGGUCCAGGGCACUGUUGAAAAUUUUAGCAUAAAAGUCAGUUGGCAGAAAUGUAAUAUGGGCCUUAAUACUUUAUCAGUGCUUUAUGUAAUUUAAUUUAGAUCAAAUUGAAUAAUAUCUGAAUAAUGUUUUUUUUUUUUUUGAGAAAAUUCCUGAAAACCUUUACCCAAAUUCUGCUCAGACUGAGCAGUCAUGUUACCCAAGCCACACCUUGUCACAUUGCAUCACACAUAUAUAAAAGUCUAAAAGUCCAGUGUGUGUGUUUGUGGAGUUUUUUUACUUGCUAUGACUCUGAUUAUAUUGGAAUGACCUGAACAGACCUGAAUGUGUCAAACCACAUUUGUUGCCAUAAAACACAUUAUCAUUAAUGUACAGCGCUGCUAACAUUUCAGACAAUAAUCAUCUAAUUAGUGCUUGUGUCUUUUUUUUUUCCAAUGAUAGUCAAAGGGAAGGAUGUUCCUUUCUUAGAAUGUUGAAGGAAAGUCACAGAGGGGACCUGUUUCACUUUAAAUCACCCGUAACCACUUUAAAUCACCACUUAUUUUCACUUUCUUUACAUUUGUAAUACAAAGCUGUAUCUUGUUUGUUAUCCUUUGCUUUUUGAUUGUUUUUAAACUGUGCAGAAUAGCUGGGAACAGCUUAAACAAAGGUUACAUUUGCACAAAAUGUGUUUGCUGAAAGACUUUAGGAAGUUGCUAAAAGAGCUAAUAAUAGCUUGUUACACACACUGACAGAUCAUUGUCAGCUCUUUGGGCUGAGCUACAUCAUUUAAUUCUCAGCCAUCAUUUCUACAUUGUGCCUUUUAUUUUUACACAACAGUUUUAUCCGGGAGAAACUGGGAGGAUGAGUGCGGGGAGUUAUCUUUAUCUUUAGUAUUAACAUCUUCUGUAUCAGCAUCAUGUACCAAUUUAACCAAAGAAUCAUGUUUCCUGUUAAUUGAAGCUGUUUGGUUUAUUUCCUUGUCAGAGGUCUUGGAAAAACACAUGGUGUCUGGGAAAUGAAUCAUGGUUUUCUCAAACUAAACAGAAACUAAAUUUACUUUUUUUUAAAUAAAAUAACCUGAAGCUACUACAGAAUUAAAAUGUAUGUUUUAGCUCUAAGAUUAUGUUUCCCUGCCAUUUAAAGAAAUUCUAAUUGAGUGGACUACAAGUCCAAUUGUUUUUGUUUUCAUGUCAAAUUGCAGUUUAAAAUGAGUUCUGUUUAAGGGUUGUCUGUUGGAUCAUACAAGCUGCUCAUCUAUGUUUCCACUGGGAUCUUGUUGAUGAUGCCGAUGCUGGUUUCUCAUUAAGUAAAAUAAAUCUUGUUUAAUCAUUUAGAGCCUGUUAUUGUUUUUUUCCAAUUUGUUUUCAGUAUCAUUUGACCAAACACUCCCGUGUCAAACUGACCAACCAUUAUAAUUAAACCAGUGUACCAAAUAACAUGUCAGUUCAAAUGCUGCUGGUUAGAAUCAAUAAAUAAAACAACCUUGGUAAACAAAGA
This is a messenger RNA of Girardinichthys multiradiatus, 4353 nucleotides long. It is a transcript of the gene cpne1, whose product is annotated as copine I. Gene Ontology annotation, molecular function: calcium-dependent phospholipid binding; RNA binding. The coding region runs from base 260 to 1864 and encodes 534 amino acids. Gene Ontology annotation, cellular component: plasma membrane; ribonucleoprotein complex; nucleoplasm. NCBI's taxonomy places the organism in Eukaryota, Metazoa, Chordata, Actinopteri, Cyprinodontiformes, Goodeidae. The record is from RefSeq and is a predicted model, not a curated record. Gene Ontology annotation, biological process: cellular response to calcium ion; regulation of RNA splicing; regulation of canonical NF-kappaB signal transduction. The transcript has 16 exons.